Molecule: messenger RNA, 3780 nt
Organism: Caenorhabditis angaria
Lineage: Eukaryota; Metazoa; Nematoda; Chromadorea; Rhabditida; Rhabditidae
Source: the annotation of a GenBank genome assembly
AUGAAUUUAUUAAACGAGAUUCGCAUUGGUGAUCCAUCAUUUGCCAGAAAUGAGUGCGAAUUUUUAUCAAAGUUUUUGGAAGAAUCGGGUGAAACUACGUGUUCGCAGGAGGAAUUAUUGGAGAUGACUAGGAAUUUGGUGAUGAAUCGCAUUUGUAACAAGUAGGUUUUGGAAUUUUUGAAUUGAACUCGAGGAAUUGAAAAACAAAUUUGAAACAAGGCUGGUUAUCGUACCGUUUUUAGUCCAUAAAUUCUCGAAAAUUUGGAUCAUUUAAUCCUAUCUCUCCCGAAUCCUCUAAUUCUAUUCCUAACCCCCCUUCAUUAUUCUUUUGCAGAAAUUUUAUUGAUUCGCGUCCUGCCAAAAAAUGGAUCUUCCUAAUAUUUCGAACAGCCCGUGUACUUUUUCGUGACAAAUCUCGAGUUCUCAUUUUUCAUUCGUUGGAUGUUUAUGAGAAUUAUGUGAGAAUGAUUCAUUUUAUGGCGACUCGUUUUAUUCGAAAUGAAAAUGAGUGGAAUAGUGUGGCUGUAAAUUGUUUGAGUGAGUUUUGAGAUAAAAAAAAAAUGCAAGGCACCCUUCAAUUAUAUAAACUAUGGUUGAAGAGAUUUGAAUUUAAAAUUAGUUAGGUAACUUACAACUAUUAAUUAAAGCAGCUCAUUUUCAGACGUGUAUUACUGUAAUUUCUGUUGAAAAUAAGUUUCAAAAUCUGAAAUAUUUAGCAGAUUUUUUUCUGAAAGUGUUCUUUCAUUAAAGUUUUUCUCUCUUUUCAAAAAUAGAUUCUAGAUGUCACUCAAAAACUAGUCGACAACGGUGAAAACGCAAAAAGUUUCGUUGAAAAGAACCUGGAAGACGCAAUUCUGCUGCUAUUAGCCACGCGUCAAAUGACAAUUCUUCAACAUUCGCUGGAAAUAUUGGGAAGAUUAUCUGAUUGGUCAGAUGAAUGUCGAGAAAAUUUGUGUGAAACAAAUACGAUUGACGUGUGUCUUCAAUUGAUUCCCGAUGGUGAUAUUUUGACACAAAAGUAAGUGGUGGUUAUCUGGGUAUGAAUUGAAAAAAAAACUCAUUUUUUAAGGCUUUGCGUGAGCCUUCUUCGAAUUUUAUCAUGUGAAGAACAAGCUCGGGAACAAAUUCGCAUUUAUGAUGGAGUACAAACUUUAUUAGGGUAAUUUUGAAAAUGUGGCCCUUCUGUAAUAAUUUUCGAAUUUUCAAAUUCAGACUUUUAUCGAUCAAAAAUUCUCGCCUACAAUGGCAUGUUGCAUGGACUUUGGCACAAUUGGCUGAACAAGUUGAAACAUCUAUUGAAGUGGGUCAACUUUUUUGAUACUGGAUACAUUUUUUAAAUUUUCUAUUCAGAUAGCUCAACUUGGUGGGAUAAGUUUGAUAUUUGCGGAAAUUUCGAAUUUGAAAGCACCCGAAAAAGCAGUCAGUGAUUGGAUCGCAAUGUUGACAGGUAUAGAAACAAAUAUUUAUUGUGUAUUUCCUUCCAACAGAAUAAUUCCGGUCCCCCAAAUUUUCCAGGUUUGACAGCUCUUUUUGCACAAUUAUGUCAAUGUACAUCAAAUCAACAAAUAAUUACAAAUUCGAAUGGAGUCUAUGUUUUGGGAAAAAUGUUGACAAUUCGAAAAUUCAUAAAAAAUGAAGAGUUUUCUGAGUCGUGGCGACUUUUACAAUGCUCAAUUUUUCGAAUUCUUCGAUUACUUUUCACUUAUGACCGAGCAAGACAAUCUAUCAAAAAAGUUUUUCAAACUGAAAUUUAUGAGAAGUUUGUUGAUAUUGGAAAUUAUGUUCAUGCUCUGGGAGAAUAUGAAGAGAUUGCAGAUUUGUAUGAAAAAAGUUUGGUAUGCUUUUAUUAUUAUUAUUUAUUUUAUUUUUUUAUAGAACAAAAAUAAAGAAAAAAUGUAUUUUUGCAGGAAGAAAAUCCGGAAAUUACGAAAGAAUGGGAAAGUGUAAAUGAGCGAAGGCAGGCAAUGGGCGAAGUUGGAGAAUUUGAACUUUUGGAUCAGUUAGGAGCUGGUGCUUUUGGAUGUGUUUAUACUGUUCGGAAAAAAGCAUUGUCGCAUACGGAUAUGCCUGCCAAAUUAUUUGCUUUGAAAGAGGUUGGGAUUUCGGAUUUGAUAAAAAUUGAGAGGUUUUUCAUCAAACAAAAAAUCUGAAGUGAAAAGUGGCGAUAUUCCGACAAGUAAAUUUCGACCACACCUAACUUCCAGUAUUCUAUUUUCAGAUUUUCAUGACUCACCAAGGAGAUCGUGAAACAGACAAAAGCUUUGGAGAUAUGAUUAGCGAAGUUAAAAUAAUAAAACAACAAAUGCGUCAUCCAAAUAUUGUUAGAUAUCGAAAAAUCUUUGUUGACAAUCAUCGAUUAUAUAUUGUUAUGGAUUUGAUUCAAGGAUGUUCUCUUAAAGAAUAUAUAAUAACUACAAAAGAUAAGAAAACAAAUAUCGAAAUUGUUCGGAUUUGGAAUAUUAUAGUUCAAAUGAUGUUAGCAUUACGAUAUUUGCAUAAAGAAAAACAUAUUGUACAUAGAGAUUUGAAACCUAAUAAUAUUAUGAUAACUGAUAAUUAUGAAAGGGUGGUUAUAAGUAAGUUUGAGAUUUUUUGAAUAUAGAUUAUCCAAUAAUUCUUAUGUGAUUUCCAGCUGAUUUUGGUUUGGCAAAACAAAAGGGUCCGGAAUAUUUGAAAUCAGCAGCGGGUACAAUUAUAUAUAGCUGUCCGGAAAUUGUGCAAAAUUUACCAUACGGAGAAAAAGCUGAUAUUUGGUCGUUUGGUUGUUGUAUUUAUGAAAUGUGUCAAUUGACACCAGCUUUUCAUUCGAAUAAUAUGUUAACAUUGGCAAUGCAAAUUGUUGAAGCGAAAUAUGAUCCGAUUGAUGAAAAUGUUUGGAGUGAAGAUAUUCGAAAUCUUAUCAAAAGUUGUUUGACACCUGAACCUUCGGAGAGACCAGAUAUUUUGAAACUGUCUGAGAUGACGGGAUCCAGAAUUCUGGAAUAUUUAGAUGAAGUUGCUAGACAGCAAGCGACUAUUGGAGACAAAAAAGUGAUUGAUGAAGUUGUUCCAAUUACUACUCAAUCUUUGAAUUCAUCAACAAGUUCUUAUAAAAGACCAUCCAGAACAACUGCACUUUUACCACCAAUUAAUCCAGAACGUCAGUUUUUUUAUUAUUUUUUUCUAUGUUUUUUCUUCAUAGAGUUUUUUGUAGGUCGAAAUCAUUCAAUGUCUGCUGGAGACACUUCUCGAGCUUGUUCAUCUUCUUCAGUUCUUUCAUCAUUUCCUAGAAUUUCAAAUAAUUCAUUCACUGCUCAAAAUCGUCGACGAGUUCAAACAUGCUCUACCGAACAUCCAAUCCGAAGUAGUUCUUCAACUGAUCUAAAGCCGAAUUUGAAGAUAUCCGAUUCUGGUUUGUGUGUUCGAAGUAAUGCACUUCGCCCAAUUCAAGAUCCAGUAUUGAUAAUUCUCGAUCAAAUACAUCGAAUAUUAAUUGUGACUGAUCGAGAUACAAAUACAAAUACAACUAUUAAUCAUCAAAGAAGAUUGGUUGAAAUGUUUCGGAAGAAAAUUUUGGGAAAAGAAAGUAGUGUUGAACAAAUGAAAAUGCAUUUGAGGAAACUGGCAGCCGAAUCAACGGACGAAGUCGAUAUUAAUUUAGGAUUUUCCGAUUUUCGACCAGCACUUUUACAAGCACAUCUGAACGGAUAUCAAAAAGAUCAGAAGGUUACAAAAAUAACAUACGAGCAAUUAUCAGCAUGUAUUCAAAGUUUACAAACUGAAACUGCUGUUUUCGAGUGA